This is a messenger RNA of Ananas comosus (pineapple), 4032 nucleotides long. RefSeq lists its product as uncharacterized. Gene Ontology annotation, cellular component: cytoplasm; plasma membrane. The coding region runs from base 479 to 3769 and encodes 1096 amino acids. Lineage: Eukaryota; Viridiplantae; Streptophyta; Magnoliopsida; Poales; Bromeliaceae. Gene Ontology annotation, molecular function: myosin II binding; GTPase activator activity; syntaxin binding. The record is from RefSeq and is a predicted model, not a curated record. The transcript is spliced from 23 exons. Gene Ontology annotation, biological process: regulation of exocytosis.
ACCCCUGAAUCUCUCUCUCUCUCUCUCUCUCUCUCUCUCUCUACCCCUGAAUCCUGUUCUUGCUUUAAAAUGUGGCUUAAAUGGCCAUGGAAUGAAGGUAGUAUCUCUCUCUCUCUCUCUCUCUCUCUCUCUCUCUCAACCCCCUGAAUCCUCUUUUUGCAUUAAAAUGUGCUUAAAAGGCCAACGAAUCAAGGUAAUCUCUCUCUCUCUCUCUCUCUUUCUCCCUCUCUCUCUCUCUCUCUCAACCCCCUGAAUCCUCUUUUUGCAUUAAAAUGUGCUUUUAUGGCCAACGAAUCAAGGUAAUCUCUCUCUCUCUCUCUCUCUCUCUCUCUCUCUCUCAACCCCUUGAAUCCUCUUCUUGCAUUAAAAUGUUCUUAAGUGGCCAUGGCCACAAGGUAAUCUCUCUCUCUCUCUCUCUCUCUCUCUCUCUCUCUCUCUAAACCCCCUGAAUUCUCUUCUUGCAUUAAAAUGUGCUUAAAUGACUAUGACCACAAAGGUAUACUCUCUCUCUAAGCCCCCUGAAUCCUUUUGUUGCAUUAAAAUGUGCUUAAAUGGCCAUGGCCACAGGGUAAUCUCUCUCUUUCUCUCUAAACCCUCUGAAUACUUUUCUUGCCUUAAAAUUAACAAGGUAUUCUCUCUCUCUCUCUCUCUCUCUCUCUCUCUCUCUCUCUCAAACCCAUUAAAUACUCUUCUUGCAUUAAAACAAGCUAAAUUGCCAUCGCCGAAAGGUAAUCUCUCUCUCUCUCUCUCUCUCUCUCUCUCUCUCUCUCUCUCCAUCGCCGAAAGGAAUGGACAUAUCAAGCUGUUCGGGAGGGAUAACACACAAGCUCUGCUUCAGUCAGAUGCUGCAGUCCCCAGCAAGUUCUUGCAGUUUAUGGACAAUCAAGGCAUUCUUUUGAAUGUUACUACUGAAAAUCACAUUGAGGUUUGGGACAUUGAUGCAAAACGGUUAUGUUAUGUGCACAUCUUCAAUGAAGAAAUCACCUCAUUCACUGUACUGCAACAAAGUUCUUAUAUAUAUGUUGGCGAUCACCUUGGAAAUAUAUCUGUGUUGAUGCUUGAUUACAAACAACAGCAUUUAGUGGAGAUGCAAUAUCGAAUUCCUUUCUCUGAAUCAUAUGGCACUACAGCUGAAGUAGGAAAUGAAACUGCAGUCAUCUACAUAAUGCCACAACCUAUGGUAGAGAGCAGGAGGGUUCUCAUUAUUUUCAGAGAUGGACUUAUAAGCUUAUGGGAUAUUCAAGAAAGUAAAGCAGUGUUCGUUUCUGGUAGAAGUGCGCCACAUUCAUCUCACCAUGAGCCUAAACAUGUUGUAUCUGCAUGCUGGGCUUGUACACAAGGAAGUAAAGUUGUUGUCGGUUACAGUAACGGUGAUUUAUUUCUUUGGGCUAUUCUAUUCAAUUCAAAUCAGAAAUAUGCCCCUGCAAAAAACAAACAUGAGAUAAAUGCUGUUCCAAAUAUUCCUCUUCUCAAGCUUAAUCUCGGGUUCAAAAUGGACAAGAUUCCCAUAGUUUCUUUAAGAUGGGUUGCUGGUGAUGGGAAGACAAGCCGAAUAUAUAUAAAUGGGUUUUUUGAUGAUGACACUUAUUUAUUUCAGGUAUUAAUUCUGAACGAAACAACAGAAUCACGAACAAUUAAGUUGGUGUUACCUUUGACUGAAGCUUGCUUGUCAAUGGAGCUUAUCUCGUGCUUUAAUGACCAGAAUAAACACCAGCCAAAUGCUCUUGUUCUGUUGUUAAAAUCUGGUUGCCUGUGUCUGGUUGAUGAUUCCCAAAUUGAACGCUAUCUAAUACAAUGCCAAUCUAAGUCACCUCCAACGCUCCCAAGCCAGAUAUUGGUCAAACUACCUUUUGGUGAUUCACCCAUCACUGUUGCAAAGCUCUAUACAAGCAACACUGCACCUUUAAGUUUUAUGGAUGAGGAUAACAUUUUAUUGACCAAUAAGUAUGCUUACUUACUUUCAACCAAUCCAAAGGAAAAGGACAAAAAUUGUUUAAGCUCUGCACGUUUCAGCGAACUUUCCAAGAUGAGAGGCCUGUAUAUCACUGGGCACACUGAUGGAGACAUAAACUUAUGGGAUGCAUCAUGCCCCCUUUUACAACUAGUUAUAUCAAUAAAACCACAGAAUGAGGAUAACAAUUCUUCGUCAAGUGGAGCUCCUAUAACAUCAUUGCAUUUUGAUACUUCUUUGCAAGUUCUUGUUUCUGGAGAUCAAAAUGGACUGGUUCAAAUCAUCACCUUUAAAAAGGAGCAGCUGGCAUCACAAAACAUCUUUUCAUUUCUGCAAGCAAAACCAGGCGACAACUACACUGUUCAUAGUGUCAAACUAAAGGGAGCUAUACUAUCCACCUCAGUAAAUACGGACAUCAAGCAUCUUGCUGUUGGAACCGAUAAAGGACUUGUAUCUGUUAUCAACAUGGAGGAUGCUUCUAUUAUAUAUCAGAAACAAAUGCAGAGUCAGCUAUACAGCGGUGUCACCUCUUUGCGGUUUGAGAAGUAUUGUCAAGAUGGCUCUGAGAAGAAUGUAUUGUUGGUUGGGAUGGAAGAUUCAGUGGUCUGGGCUUUCGAAGAAGAUAAAGGGGAUGCGAUGAGCACUAACUCUAUUCGAACGAAGGAGCCUUCUAGAGCUCUGUUAAUGGAGAUACUAGAUGCACCCACGGAGACCGGAUGGGUAUCUAAUUCCCUGGAUAUAUCCAAGGAAAAUUCUUUCAAGGAGACAGCAUCAAAUCACUCUAUUUUGUUGCUUUGUUCUGAAAAUGCUGUGCGACUAUACUCCUCAAGCCAUGCAAUUCAGGGUAUCAAGAAACUCAUUCAUAAGAAACAACUAAGCGGCAGUUGUUAUUAUGCAUCUGUUCUCUAUGGCCCUUCUUCCAGUAUUGGACUAAUCCUUGUCUUCGCCAGUGGCAAGAUAGAGAUAAGAUCACUUCCAGAUUUAACCCUCUUAAAGGAGGCUUCACUCAGAGGAUUUACAUUUCUGAGACAAAAAUCGAAGUUGCACAGAGCCGCUAUAUUAUCUUCUUCAUCUGAUGGAGAACUUGUCAUGGUCAAUGGAGAUCAAGAGAUUCUCUUUUUCUCAACUCUUUGUCGCAAAGACAUCUACAGGAAUUUAGAGUUAAUUAACCUGGUAUUCAGAAGAGAUAUUGCAUUGGAAGAAGAAUCUUCCUAUAUGAUGAAUACUCCUAAAGAAAAGAAAAAGGGAAUAUUUGCCACAGUAGUGAAAGAUCUAAAAGGAAACAAGUCAAAACAAAACCAAGAAAUCGAUGUUGAAGAUUUUAGUCCAAGUACUUCCGAAGAAUUAUCUGCCAUAUUUUCAAAAGCUAAUUUUCCUCCAGAUUCUGGGAGAAGGAACAGUUCUACAAAAGAUGGUGAAGAUGUCGAGCUGUCUAUAGAUGAUAUCAACAUUGAAGAUGGGCAACCAAAACAUAAAGGGCCGAACUUUGCAGUUCUAAGCAAACAGAAGUUCGGCAAGGGAUUACAGGCCCUGAAAGGUAAAUUGAAACCCAAGACAGAGGAGAAGGCACAUUUAGGAAAAGAGAAGCCUGAAGAUGCAAUACCUAUAAGUGCAGUGGAUCAAAUCAAGAUGAAAUAUGGAUACUCGGCAAACAAUGAGUCCAGCAUUCCAGAAAUGGCCAAGAACAAGCUGAAGGAGAAUGUCAGAAAGUUGGAGGCCAUUGGCAUGCGGACCUCGCAGAUGGAGAAUAACGCCCAAUCCUUCUCAUCGAUGGCAAAAGAACUUCUAAGCAUUGUAAAGAAUGAAAAGAGUUCAUGAAGACUCUCUCUCUCUCUCUCUCUCUCUCUCUCUCUCUCACGCACGCGCACCCCUUCGGUAUUUCCUCCCUCCUCUAUUUGUAUAUAUAUUUUAUUUAUAUGUUUUAUUUAUCUGUAGUAUAACUUCUAUAAGUUGUUGGUCUUGUUUUCCUUCGGCGUGCAAGUCCAUCUGCUUUAUCUUUUACAGGGCGGAUGUCAUUUUCCUUCGUGGAAGUGGUUGUUGUUGUUGUUGUUGUUUUAAUCUUUCUUUUCAUAUUCUAGCCA